AUGAGGACUCUUAAGCUUCAGCUCGACUACGUUCAGGCGAGGAACAUGCCUCAGUCAGAUAUCCGAAAAUCUAGAGCUGUUUGGGACGUUGCGUUCGACUCUGACCACCGUCCAGUUCUUAUCAGCUUCAAAAUACGGUUCCACAAGAGAAACCGAGAAGUCCCUCUUCAACCGAAAAUCGACAUGGCAGGUCUGAAAGACGAUGAAUGCAGAACAAAAUUCCGCCAACGUGUGUCUAUUUAUGUUGGAGUACGGACCAGAAAGAAGCUUAGCGAUGCGGAUUCCUUCGCAAAUGCAUCUAGGAUGCUGCAAGGGAAACGCUCUCGGCUCUAUUGCCGCGGAAGUUUGCCUUUGUAUCUGCGGAAACAAAAUCCACGAACAAUUCUGUAUGUGUCGCGCGCAGCGCUGGUGACUUCAACCAGGAAAAGAGUCUUAGAAGGAAGCUGCGUCGUCAACUGCAACAAGACCGCGAUAACGAGUGGACGUCAAGAGCGAUGGAGUUUGAGAAGGCGUGAAAGGACAGGAACCUGCGGAAAGCCUAUGCUCUACUAA
Messenger RNA from Necator americanus (New World hookworm), 552 nucleotides. RefSeq lists its product as uncharacterized. The transcript has a single exon. The record is from RefSeq and is a predicted model, not a curated record. The coding region runs from base 1 to 552 and encodes 183 amino acids. Lineage: Eukaryota; Metazoa; Nematoda; Chromadorea; Rhabditida; Ancylostomatidae.